Messenger RNA from Stegodyphus dumicola, 4721 nucleotides. RefSeq names its product protein phosphatase 1 regulatory subunit 12B-like. NCBI's taxonomy places the organism in Eukaryota, Metazoa, Arthropoda, Arachnida, Araneae, Eresidae. The record is from RefSeq and is a predicted model, not a curated record. Gene Ontology annotation, biological process: signal transduction. Gene Ontology annotation, molecular function: protein kinase binding; enzyme inhibitor activity; phosphatase regulator activity. Gene Ontology annotation, cellular component: cytoplasm.
GCAUUGACAAUAAUUUAGAAAUGGUUCAGUUCCUUGUUGAGCAUGGGUGUGAUGUUAAUCGAGGAGAUAAUGAAGGUUGGACACCACUUCAUGCUACAGCUUCAUGUGGCUUUCUUAGCAUUGCCAGGUAUUUGAUUGAACAUGGGGCCAAUGUUGCUGCGGUUAAUAAUGAUGGUGAUCUUCCAAUUGAUAUUGCAGAAUCAAGUGAAAUGGAAGAGUAUCUUUCAAAUGUACUUGAUGAGCAAGGCAUUGAUUGUGAUGAAGCCAGGUCAGAGGAAGAGCAUAUAAUGUUGGAAGAUGCAAAGCAGAUGUUAAACUCCAAUAAAUAUCAAGAUCGAAUCCAUCCACGCACAGGUGCUACUGCACUCCAUGUUGCUGCAGCGAAGGGUUAUAUAAAAGUUAUGAACAUUUUAAUUCAAGUUGGAGCAGAUUUAAAUGCUCAAGAUAAUGACGGUUGGACUCCACUCCAUGCUGCAGCUCACUGGGGCCAGAAAGAAGCCUGUGCUGUCCUAGCAGACAAUUUAGCUAAUAUGGAUAUACAGAAUUUUGCAGGGCAGACUUGUUUUGAUGUUGCUGAACCAGAAUUAGUUAAAUUGUUAGAAGAAUUGAAAAAAAAGCAAGCAUCUAUGCAGAAGGACAGACCAGAGAUUCAGGCUAUUCUUCAGAGAACUAGUAAUAGGCCACCACUGAAGCGUAGAACUUCCGUUACUCGGAUGAGUGGGCAGGAAAAGAGCAAGUCUGUUAUGAAGGAUACUAAAUCUGAAAGAGCUCAUAUUGAAAAUUUAACUCUUCCAGAAGAAGAGGGUGAAGAAGAAAAAGAAAAACGGCAAAUUGAAGCAUUAGAACGAGUGUCUGCCUUGAAAAAGGAUGUAUCAGACAAAGAAGAAAAAGACAUAUUACCAAAGAAAGUGCCAACUUAUGAAUCCAAACCAGCUGCUGUUGAGCCUAGUGUAAAGGAGCAGCAACCAGAAAAAAUUCCAUCUUGGAAGAAAGUCCUUAGGCGAUCAUCCGAAAAUUUAGAAGAUUCAAAUAUAGGAUCUGAAAUAUCAGAAGUAACUCUAAAAAGGCCAAAGAGAAGUAAUGAAGAUAGUAGUGAAAAGUCUAAUGGUCCCUUAGAAACUAAUAAAGAUGGGUUGAAGAAAAAUAGUGAUUUAACUUCCUUACACUCAUCCUCCCCCUGCACUGAAGCAAUUAGUGAAACCAGUAGUAUUCCCACCACCCCAUCAUCCCCAUCUGAUACAUCCUCUGAAUCUCAGUCACAAGAUAAAUGGAAACCUUUCAUUCCACCUGUUCGAGAUGAUGAAUCUGAGCUUCAGCGUAAAGCUCAUGCGAAGAGGGUGAGAGAAACACGUCGUUCUACACAGGGUGUAUUAUUAGAAGACAUAAAGUCAGCAGAAUUGCAGUAUUUAAUAAACACUCAGCGUGAAGCUGCUAAGAGACAAGCAGAAGAAACAGAUAUGAUUAAGCAGGCCGAAGAAGUAGAAGCCUUGAAGAGGCAGACAGAGGAAGCAGGAACUGAAUUAACAGAAGUAGAAGGCAACAAGAAAGAGAAGCAGAAGUCAGCUUCAGAUGAUAGUUCGGUAUGUGAUACACCGUCUUGGAAAUCUCGUAAACAAGGCCCAGCUGAUUCUAAAGAAUUUGAUGUUCUUUCUACAAAAGUUGACAGGCCUUCAAGGAUAGGUGGUAAAUCUGAGGAAGGUGGUAAAACCCCGGACUCUAGUGAUGGACCAUCUGUUACUCUUGUUCUUAGAUCAAAAUCUGCUAGUUCUCCAGACGACACAAGUCCAUCUGAAAGUCGAACAUCAUUAGGCAUACAAGCAGCAAUCCAAAGAAGGCGACGGCCCAAAAGACGUUCCACCGGUGUUGUUUACUUAGAUAGUGAUGACGCACAAGAAGAAAAGGAGAAUACAAAUGAUAAAGACUGUAAUUCUCAAACGGAAACUGGUCCUGCUGAAAGAUCUCGUCACCGGUAUGGGUCCUCAACAUCUAUUCCAGAUACUGCAUCAGAAGCUUCUUCUAGAAGUGAUACACCUUCACGUUACAGUUCCAUAAGCUCUAAGAGCAGCUUGAAUGAAGAGGAAAAUAAAGAUUAUAAAAAACUCUAUGAAGAAGUAAAGAAAGAAAAUGAAAGGUUAAAAGAGCAAUUAAGGAAAACUGAAGAAGAGCUAGAAGGAACAAAGAAACAAUUACAGAAAUUAUCUCAGAGUAAUUCUGCGAAGAAUUCACUGAGCGAUGCAGAGAAAAAGGAAAGAAGAAGUUUGGAAAGGAAGUUAUCUGAAAUGGAAGAAGAAAUUAAGAAUAUUUCCAAAUUAAAGGCUGAAAAUGAAAAGCUUAAGGCCGAAAAUCGAGCAUUGUCACGAGUGGUGUGCAAAUUAUCCAAAUAGCAACAUGAACUGUUGAAGGCUGAUUAUGAAAGGUUACGUGAAGAAAAUGGUGCUCUUAUUCGAGUUAUCAGCAAAUUGUCAAAGUAAUAGUUUAUUACUUUGUCUCCCUGUACCAAUAUGGAAACUACCCAUAUACCUGAAGUGGAUAUUGGUAUAUUUCACUGUUAAGUAUCACUGUGAAGACAGGCUUGUUUAUGAGACACUUUAGUACUUUUACCAAAACUGACAACUGGACUUGUUAUAUAAAAUUCACUAAACAUUUUGAUGAUUGGUGGUGCUCAUAUUUAUUACCUUUCAGUUUGUAAUGUAUCAAAGUAUGGCUGUCAAUGCUGAUUAUCAAGUUUAUAGCAUUGUUAUUUACAAUUUGCUCUUGUUACUUAAACUUCAGUUAAAUGUUGAUCUAGUCCUUCUGUAGAAGAAAAAUUCUACUGCAGUCUGUACUGAUUAUUUGGUACUUAUGCAUGUAGUGUUGUUUUUAUACUUAUGUCUGUCUUACAUCUCUGUGUUUCAAAGGAAGGAAAUGUGACAGGCAUCUUUAUCUCAUUGACUGUUGAACUAGAUUUUUUUUUCUGUACAAUGUAUGUCUGAGUUUUACAUAAACAUUUUAUAUUUUCACAAAACUGAUGCAUGAAAGACGCUAUAUUAAAGUGUAUUUAAGUAUAUAUAUGUGUAAUAUUAAUAUAUGAGUCAUUUGAUAUAAAAUAUAGAAGACAGUCUUCGACGGUGAAAAACAGAAAUACCUAAAAUGUGCAGUUUUAUUUUUAAUGUAUGUUAUUAAGAGCUUUUGAAUUUGUUGAUUUCAUUUACUAUAUUUUGAUAAGUUCUGUGAUGGAUUAGGCCUGGUGAUGUUUUCAUGGGAAAGAACUUAACUUUUAUCUUGCAUUUUAAUUGCACAUAAGUUUGAAUUAUGAAACAAAUUAUUUAUAUUAAAAAUUAUGUUUUUAUAUAAAAUAGCUUUGUUUUAAAGCACAUUAAUUUGAUUUUAUCCCAUUAUAUUUGUGUGCAUCAUUUAAGAAACGAAUAACCUAAUUAUAUUUGUCAAUGAUAUUAAAUUUGUUUAUUCUCCACUGUAAUGGAUUAUCAUUUUAUUAUACUGCUGUUAGUUGCUCAUCUUUUUUUUUGAUUUAUUAAAUAUAGUAUUUUUAAAUAAGUACUUUUAAUGCACAUUAUUAAAUGCAUUUUCAAAUAUGUGCCUUUAGGGUGCCUUGAGAUAUCAUGGAAUGAAACAUGAUAGAUCAUGGUUUACCAUCAGCACUGCCAGUGUUCUUGGAAUGUCAAAAGAUCUGAUUUAGAAGAAACAUUUUUAUAUACACCUUUCAUGCUGAUCUUAGAGAUACAAGUUUAAGAAGUAUUCUUUGUUGGUAGUUAUUUUCUUAUUAAUGGGAUAGUGUGCACCCAUGUAUACAUUUUGUAUAUAAUAUAUUUUCCAAGCAAUAAACAGAUUCAAAACACUAUUUUGUCUAAAUGGUUUCAUAAGUUCAUUUAGUUUAAUAAAAUAUAUAUUUAUAUAUAUACUCUUUUUAGAGGUUUAGGAAUGUUUUGAGAAAUGAAAUUUUUGAAAUUUAAUCAAUUCUUCAUAUGAAAGAUAUUUCGAUUUGAAAGAUUAUACUUUUUGCUACUUACAGACAAAAUUUUCUCUUUCUGGGGAAUUUAGAAGGAAUUCUGUCAAAAGUACAUUUUGCUUCAUUUCAUAAAUUUUUAUCUUAUUGUGAAUUUAUUCAUUUGUCUGAAAUAAAUUUUCUUCUACUUUUUGUCCAUGUUAAUUACAGCAUAAUACUAAAUUUUUAUAGAUAAUUUGGUUUUUGUAAUAGUUAAAAAUGAUUAAUAUGUUUCAACAUUUGAUGGACAGAAGUAUUUGUAAAUGAUUUUAUUUACAUACUUUAUUCUUACUUUUACCUAAGUUUAUGAACUUUCAUAUAACUAAAGGAAUAUUUUGCAUGGAAAUAUUUACAUUAGCUUAAUGAUAUAUUCUUAGCAAUAGAAGUAUAUUAUUCAUAUUUCAGAAGUGAAAUUUAAUCUUUAUUGAUGGAUAAGACUAAGUAAAAUUUUGUGAUGCUUUCUUUAAACAUUGUAAAGAAAUUAUUAAAAUUUUUGUAUUGUCUGCUUUUUGCUGUGUGUUUCCACUAUUUCCUCCUUUUCUAAAUAUAUUUAUUUUCAUGUAGUUUGAAUUGACAAUAUGUGUGCUGCAAUAAUAUGUCAGUUUAUGUUGUUCACUGUUCCACUUGCAGAGUGCAGUAGUAUUUAUAAGUUUUUGUUAACUUAUUAUAUUAAAUAAGUAUUAUUAUAAAUAUGUACAGAUCUAGGCAAAUGUGAAACAAUAAACUUUCACCAUAAAAA